AUGGAAACACCACCAUUUCUGGAACAGCCACCAGCACCAUCACUACCGGCAUUGGAAAUGACGGUGGAAGGGUACACGACCGAUUCGGAUAACGGGUCGUACGGACCUGUUAUUGCGGUUUUGGCGGUGAUCGUCGUUCUGUGUAUCGGAUCCAACAUGGUUGGCAGGCUCUGUUCAGGUCGUCAGAUCAUGGGUCGUGGUGGUAACUUCGACAUUGAGUUGGUCGAGACCCAAUGCUCCUCCGGUGUCGACGGGGGAAUAGCUCGUACUCCUCCUCCGCCACCUCCUCCGCCGGCGGCGGAGCCUGGAGACGGUUCUGAAUGA
This is a messenger RNA of Lotus japonicus, 324 nucleotides long. RefSeq lists its product as uncharacterized. The transcript has 2 exons. The record is from RefSeq and is a predicted model, not a curated record. NCBI's taxonomy places the organism in Eukaryota, Viridiplantae, Streptophyta, Magnoliopsida, Fabales, Fabaceae. The coding region runs from base 1 to 324 and encodes 107 amino acids.